CAGCCGCUGCUCGGCCCGCCAGCUUCUCGGACCAUGGCCAACAACGAGCGCACCUUCAUCGCCAUCAAGCCGGACGGCGUGCAGCGAGGCCUGGUGGGCGAGAUCAUCAAGCGCUUCGAGCAGAAGGGAUUCCGCUUGGUGGCCAUGAAAUUUCUUCGGGCUUCCGAGGAGCACCUGAAGCAGCACUACAUUGACCUGAAAGACCGCCCGUUCUUCCCAGGGCUGGUGAAGUACAUGAACUCGGGGCCUGUUGUGGCCAUGGUCUGGGAGGGGCUGAACGUGGUGAAGACAGGCCGAGUGAUGCUGGGGGAGACCAAUCCUGCCGACUCCAAGCCAGGCACCAUCCGCGGGGACUUCUGCAUCCAGGUUGGCAGGAACAUCAUUCAUGGCAGCGACUCGGUGAAAAGUGCUGAAAAAGAAAUCAGCCUGUGGUUCAAACCUGAAGAACUGGUCGACUAUAAGUCCUGUGCUCAUGACUGGGUCUAUGAGUGAGCCGGAGCCCGGGCAGUGGUCCCUUGGCACACUGCGGGACACAGCUCUUCAUUCCACAGCCUUGGAGGAUCCAUCAUUCUUGCCUAAAGCCUAUUCACCAAUAAAGCCUUUGG
This is a messenger RNA of Ochotona princeps (American pika), 605 nucleotides long. Its product is annotated as nucleoside diphosphate kinase B. The transcript is spliced from 5 exons. Gene Ontology annotation, molecular function: nucleoside diphosphate kinase activity. Lineage: Eukaryota; Metazoa; Chordata; Mammalia; Lagomorpha; Ochotonidae. The coding region runs from base 34 to 492 and encodes 152 amino acids. Gene Ontology annotation, biological process: GTP biosynthetic process; UTP biosynthetic process; CTP biosynthetic process. The record is from RefSeq and is a predicted model, not a curated record.